This is a messenger RNA of Arabidopsis arenosa, 592 nucleotides long. The record is from the annotation of a GenBank genome assembly. NCBI's taxonomy places the organism in Eukaryota, Viridiplantae, Streptophyta, Magnoliopsida, Brassicales, Brassicaceae.
ACCGUGUAAAGAAAGGAUUUCCUUCGGCGAUAAUUCCGGUGUCGAUGAGGAACCCAUGGUCCAAAGCGCGUUAUCCGUAGUCCGUUGUACCUUACCGGCGAAGUCACUAGAUCAAAAUCAUGAGAGUUUGUGGUGGGGAGAAGCUUCUGUGAGAUGUUACCGGUAGGAGCUAGCUCUGUCGGCGGUGUGGUGACGUGGAGCAAAGAAGGAGGUUUCGGCGAGGAACGAGAAAGGUCGGCGGUUAGUUCUGAACAAUUGGAGCUCUCCGGUGGUGGGAUGGUGAUGGUCAUGUGUUGCCUUCUGCGCUCGACUCCAGUCUUCCUGGCUCACCGGUGGUCCUGUUCCAACGAGUAUCCGCUACUUCAUGGGAAGGCGGCUUCGAUCGGUUCUCCGAUAGAAGAUUCGGGUUUCUGUGUUCCUCGUUCAGAUCAGUUAUCUGCUGGUUUAGAUUGGUUUUAUUUCCGGAUCGGUUUUGGUUUGGUUUUCUGGCUUGGUUUGAGUAAUUGGAUUGGGUCUUAAGGAGAUUAUUGUAUGGGCCUAUUCCGAAAAUAGUCCAAUAGACAUAUGUUUUUAAUAAAAUUGCAAGCGUUUA